Naumovozyma dairenensis CBS 421 is the source of this 1050-nucleotide messenger RNA. It is a transcript of the gene ZTA1, whose product is annotated as NADPH:quinone reductase. Gene Ontology annotation, biological process: cellular response to oxidative stress. Gene Ontology annotation, molecular function: zinc ion binding; quinone reductase (NADPH) activity. The record is from RefSeq and is a predicted model, not a curated record. The coding region runs from base 1 to 1050 and encodes 349 amino acids. The transcript has a single exon. Gene Ontology annotation, cellular component: cytoplasm. NCBI's taxonomy places the organism in Eukaryota, Fungi, Ascomycota, Saccharomycetes, Saccharomycetales, Saccharomycetaceae.
AUGCGUAGUAGUCCAAUAAUCAACUUGUUAAACAGGAAAAUGAGCUCCGUAGCACUGCCAAAAAUACAGAAGGCAAUUAUUAUCGAUGGUGUCAGCGACGGUUAUGAUGUUAUCAAAUAUAAGGAUAUCGCUACACCUACAAUCCAAACACCAAACGAUAUAAUCAUCAAAAACAAAUAUGCUGGUGUCAACUAUAUCGAAUCGUAUUUUCGUAAAGGUAUCUAUCCAUGUGCAUUACCAGCUAUCUUAGGAAGAGAAGCUUCUGGGGUAGUCGUAGAUAAGGGAACUAACAUCAAGAAUUUCGAAAUUGGUGAUAAGGUUGCUUACAUAGGCAAUUGUUCCAUGGCACAAUUCACUAAAAUCGACAAUUCAAUGAUUAUGAAAUUGAGCAGUGAUUCAACUAAUGAAGACCUAAAAUUAUAUGCAGCUGGAAUUCUGCAAGGACUGACUGCUUUAAGUUUUGUUACAGAGGCAUAUGAAGUCAAAAAGGGUGAUUAUAUAUUAGUUUAUGCUGCCGCUGGUGGUGCUGGUUUGAUAUUCGAUCAGCUGAUUAAGGCAAGAGGUGCACAUGUUAUUGCUGUUUGUUCCUCUGACGAAAAGUUGCAAUUAGCCAAGGAAAAUGGAGCUGAAUAUUUGAUCAAUUCUAAAACUGAUGAUAUCUUGACCAAAGUUAUGGAGAUCACAGACAAUAAAGGUGUCCAAGCUGCAUUUGAUUCCGUUGGGAAAGAUACUUUUCAUACUACUUUGGCUGCGCUGAAAAACAAGGGAACUUUUGUUUCUUUUGGUAAUGCCUCUGGUCCAGUCCCUCCAAUUAAAAUCAGUUUGUUAACUCCAAAGAAUAUCAAACUUUUAAGACCUAGUUUAUAUGCAUACACCAAGGAUCCAGAAGAUUGGAACAAAUACACUACUGAAUUAUUCUCAUUAAUACAAACUGGCGCUUUAAAAAUCAAGAUAAAUGACGCUGUAUCACUUGAAAAAUACGCUGAGCUUGCCAAGAAAUUAGAAAGCAGAUCUACAACUGGUAAAUUUGUGUUAGAAAUCCCACAGUAA